UCGUGAUGGAUCGUUCAGCUGGUGGUUCGUGGUCCGAGGGUGAACGUGUGUUUUGUAAAUGUUUAUUUUACGCUUUUUAUGAUGUUUAAGAACUUGCAUGUUAAGGAUUUCUUUGCCUUGGGGGUGGGAAUUUUUGUGGGUGUUUGUGGCGCUGUGCUGUCCAGCCGAUGGCGUCGACCAACAGCUUCGUCGACAGAAUUGAGAUUGGAAAAGUUGACCGAGUCCGUUGUGGGAUUGCAGCAAGAAUGGAGGGAGUUUCGAGAAGCAGUCGGGUCGGGAGGUGCUACCAGCUUGAAGAGGGUCAACUCGGGGUUUAUCUCAAUACAUGCAAGCAGUGGAGAAGAAGACGAUGAUUUCUUUGAAGAGGCUUAUGAAGGGUUUACCACUCCACCCGUCGCUCUACUUUACAAAGAUGCAGAGGAGACGACAGAGUUUGAAGGAGAAACGGACCUUGAGCUGUUGGCAUUCCUGAGGGAAAUUGACAAGUUAUUCCUGGGUACAGAAGAGGAACACGAAACGGCCCUUGAGAAAUUAUUGGCAAAGAGGUUACAGUACUCAAGCAAUGUGCAUUUCAUGUGGAGGCUUGCUAAAGCGCACUUCCUGGCUUCAGAUAUUGCUACUAAGAAUGGAGAUGACGCCACCAAGAAAAAGCUGGUAUUUGAGGGUAAAGACUAUGCAUUUCAAGCUAUCGCUAUUGAGGAUCAGAGUGCCGAUGCCCAUAAGUGGUACGGCCUCUUGAUCGGACUGGCAACAGACUACGUCUCAAACCAAGAGAGGAUUAAACUAGGGUAUGGCUUCAAGGAGCAUAUGUUGAAAGCCUUGGAACUUCGGCCCAGUGACCCGUAUCUUUAUAACUACUACGGCAGAUACGUCUACGAGAUUGCUACGCUGAGUUGGAUUUUACGCAAGGCUGCUUCGGCCCUCUACGGUGAGCCCCCAUCUGGAACGAUAGACGAAGCCCUGGAAAAUUUCCUGAAAGCAGAAAAACUGCAACCAGAAUUCUUCAGUACAAAUGCACUCUACGUUGGAAAGUGUUACCUCCAAAAGAGAGACACCAAGAAGGCAGUGGAGUGGUUCCAGAAGACGCUUAACAUUCCAGGGAGCUCGGCUGAUGAGUUGAAAUCAAAAGAAGAGGCUCAGCUGUACCUCAGGAAGUAUACAUAAACAGGAGACAAUGGAAAGCCUUUCCUUCAGGUCUGUUGUUUCUUCCAUUUUGAAGUUGAUUCUUAGUAAAUUUGUCCGAAACGAUUGUUUAGAUUCCAAACGCCUUUGUCAUGGAUGUGUUGAUUAGUGAUUGGGAUUGGCUUCUUGACUCUGCAAGAACUAGAAGUGAUGUCAUAGCCAUGCAGAAAUAUCUCCUUUAUUUUUUAUUUUUUUUUUUUAAUCGUCACUUGAAACUGGACAUUCAACCAGGUCAAAGGUGAGAUGUGGUUAAAGCAUGUGGGCACAAAUGGUUAUUGUUAACGAACAGGUUGCACUUCAUUUGACCCAAAAUAUGCAUACAAUAACAAACCUGUGGAUCAAUCGAUCUUCGGAGUCACAAGAUUAUAGCUUUUUGUUUUGUUACAUUUUAAAAAUAAUAUCAAACAUCAGGUUGUGAACACAAUACCUCGAUCAAAACCAACUGUUUUAAUUAUUUAUCAAACACAAGAGCAUUUUUUAAAGCAAAUUUUCAUGAGAGAAGUUUUUCACCAUGACCAUCAAAUAAUUCAUGUGUAAAUCUGUGAAAAUUGAUAUCUUUAGCCAUUAUGAUCACCAUGCAACAAGUGAAGGAUUUAAAGCUAAUUCUUUCAUUGUUGAUUUAUUCAUUAAAAACAUCACAUGACAGCUAAGGGCUGAAGUGUUGGCAACAUUUUGUACUUCAAGUCAAAAAGGUACAAAGGAAAGCUAAUAUUUUAAAGCAGACAAACCACUAAAUGUGCGCUAGGCACAAAUAAAGACUAGAAAUUAAAAAAGAAAUCUUGAAAAGAAAGAAGGAGAAAAAGUGCAUUAGAUACAAAUAAAGCGGUACUCGCGACUGGACUUUGCAAUAAAAAGUCACACUUUCUUUCAACACUAGGCACACUCGCACCCAGGCCUACAUGUAGUUGCUAUGUCAAGUGGUUCGGGGCAAGCUUUUGCAAAGUUGCACCCUUCCACA
Molecule: messenger RNA, 2140 nt
Organism: Asterias rubens (European starfish)
Lineage: Eukaryota; Metazoa; Echinodermata; Asteroidea; Forcipulatida; Asteriidae
Product: regulator of microtubule dynamics protein 3-like
Exons: 8
Coding region: 79-1164 (361 amino acids)
Cellular component (GO): cytoplasm; spindle microtubule; mitotic spindle pole
Molecular function (GO): microtubule binding
Source: RefSeq, a predicted model, not a curated record